GAUCUUCCUCAACAUGGUCACAAACAAUGGAAGGCAUAUUUUGGGCGAACUUUUGACGUUUACACAAAAUUGUGGAAAUUCCAACAACAACACCGUCAAAAACUAGACGAACUGUACGGUUUAAAACGAUGGCAAAUCGGCGAAGUGGCAUCAAAAAUUGGCCAGUUGUAUCAUCUCUACUACCUGCGUUCCAGCGAAUUGCAUUAUCUAACCGAAUCGUUCGCCUUUUUCUCGGCAAUUCGCACACGCGGGUAUUAUUCAAAGGCAAGCAAGGAAGAACGCCCUGAUUUGAUGGUGAAAAAGUUACGUUACUAUGCUCGAUUCAUCCUAGUUUGUUUGUUGCUGCGAAAAAUGAAGUUAGUUCAUGAAUUACUCCGAGAAUUUUCCAAACAAGUAGAAGAGUACACCGCGGUGUACGACCCUGAAGAUCAAUCGGAGUGGGAUAUGGUUGUUCAGGAGAUUCGGGAGUUUGUCGAAGGAGAAGCGUUACUAAACGUUCUCAAUCCGGAUUCCACGGCAACCGUGCUGAAGCAUCGAUUGAGUCCACUAAACAACCCCCAGGUAGAGAAAUGUGGCUCCGGAUACAUGCAACUAUCUGAAGUGCUGAUCGUAGGCAACUGUUACGAACAAACGCGCUUCAGUGAACUCUCCCUGGACAUGUACCGCAUGCUUCAAACUUUGGAGCGCGAUCCGUUAGACACGCUUCAUGGCAGCACAACCAGCGUUCCAAACUCGAGACUAAGUGGUUUAGGCAGUUUGGAAAAUGGGCUCCCGGCUUCUGGUCAUGCAAAUGAUGAGGCUGGUUCCAAUGGUGCCAGCGGUUGCGGACCCACAAGGCCUCACAAUCCGCACAAGUACCUUCUGUAUAAACCAACUUUUUCUCAAUUCAACACAGUCAUUGCAGCGGCUUUCAAAGACGUUUCGGCCACGGGGGCGGUGCUUUUGUACAUAUCAGCAGAUGGCAUCCGAACGCCUACGGCCAAGUAUGGUGAUGAACGUAAGCGAUUCUUGACCUGUUUUACAGAAUUGUUGCUUAUCUCAGCUGGCUAA
Echinostoma caproni is the source of this 1050-nucleotide messenger RNA. Lineage: Eukaryota; Metazoa; Platyhelminthes; Trematoda; Plagiorchiida; Echinostomatidae. The record is from the annotation of a GenBank genome assembly.